Messenger RNA from Botrytis sinoallii, 285 nucleotides. RefSeq lists its product as uncharacterized. The coding region runs from base 1 to 285 and encodes 94 amino acids. The record is from RefSeq and is a predicted model, not a curated record. NCBI's taxonomy places the organism in Eukaryota, Fungi, Ascomycota, Leotiomycetes, Helotiales, Sclerotiniaceae. The transcript is spliced from 2 exons.
AUGGGCUUGCGUCAUCUAGCCGUCAAAAUGCACAGACAUUUGGGCUCUGAAGCUCCGGUUAUAUUGGCUCUUCAUACAGCUGAAAUAGGCGCUGAUCUGGGACCCAAUCCCGCGGAGUUGACGGAGGCGCAAAUCAUUGUGAGAGGAUGUUUGAAAGUUAUAAGGGAAAAGGGAAAAUAUGGAAUUGAUGAGGGUGGAAAAGCGUCUGCUUGGGCGAUGGGUUUGAUAGAAGAUCCGGAAGCAGCGACGUUAUGGACUUGGAAUGGGCUGAGACAUCCUUGGUGA